Molecule: messenger RNA, 1799 nt
Organism: Prosopis cineraria
Lineage: Eukaryota; Viridiplantae; Streptophyta; Magnoliopsida; Fabales; Fabaceae
Product: sucrose transport protein-like
Exons: 4
Coding region: 102-1655 (517 amino acids)
Biological process (GO): sucrose transport
Cellular component (GO): vacuole; plasma membrane
Molecular function (GO): sucrose:proton symporter activity
Source: RefSeq, a predicted model, not a curated record
AUGAGCAGCCAAACCGGACGCACAAACUUCAGUCCUUCUCUCGUUCCCAUCACCAUGCUUUACACUCCAUUGGCUUCUUUCGUUUCUCUCUUCUAUCUCCCAUGGCUUCUCAGCCUUCUUCUCCUUCCGUUCAACCUCAUGCCUCGCCACCAGAGCCAAGCCCUCUGAGGAAAAUUGCUGCCGCCGCCUCUAUUGCGGCUGGGAUUCAAUUCGGAUGGUCUAUUCAGCUCUCCUUGCUAACUCCCUAUGUUCAGCUUCUCGGUAUUCCACACACUUGGGCUGCUUUUAUAUGGCUCUGUGGUCCUAUCUCCGGUAUGUUGUUUCAACCGAUUUUCGGUUACCACAGUGACCGCUGCACCUCCCGGUUCGGCCGCCGCCGCCCGUUUAUCGCGGUUGGUGUACUCGCUGUCGUCAUCGCCGUUCUCUUGAUCGGUUUUGCCGCUGAUCUUGGCCACCGGUUCGGGGACUCACUGGAUAAGAAAACGCGGCCACGGUCCGUCGUUGUCUUCGUCGUCGGAUUCUGGAUCCUCGACGUGGCCAAUAACAUGAUUCAAGGUCCGUGCAGAGCUCUAUUGGCAGACCUCUCCGCCGGCGACCACCGGAAGACGCGGACCGCGAACGCGUUUUACUCGUUCUUCAUGGCCGUCGGAAAUGUCCUUGGAUACGCCACCGGAUCCUACAGUAAGCUCCACCAUAUGUUUCCGUUCACGAAAACCAAAGCCUGUGACGUGUACUGCGCGAACCUGAAGAGCUGCUUCUUCGUCUCCAUGGCUCUUCUGCUCAUUCUCUCAAUCGUCGCUCUCACGUCUGCGAAGGAGCUCAGGGCAAUUCCGUCGUUUCGGCAUGACGGGGAUGAUACGGUGGGUGAGGGGUCAGGGAGCUUACGGUAUUUCAAACGACUGUUGGGUGCUGUUCGGGAGCUCAAGAGGCCGAUGUGGAUUUUACUCCUGGUGACGUGUCUUAACUGGAUUGCUUGGUUCCCCUUUUUGUUGUUCGACAGUGAUUGGAUGGGAAGGGAAGUGUACGGGGGAAAGGUUGGGGAAGGUGAGGCGUACGAUAAGGGCGUGCGCGCAGGUGCAUUGGGUCUUAUGCUCAACUCUCUGGUGCUGCUUGUGGCGUCGCUGGGCAUGGAGGUACUGGUGCGUGGGCUUGGAGGCAUGAAGAAGUUAUGGGGGAUCGGAAACUUCAUGCUUGCUGUGUGUUUGGCCUCGACAGUGCUUGUUACCAAGUUGGCUGACCGAUCACGACAGUUCCCCGUCGGCCCCGACGAUCCUCCACGACUGCCCGCCGGUGUUAAAGGCGCCGCUUUGGCAGUCUUCAUGCUACUAGGCAUCCCCCUCGCAAUUAAUUACAGUGUUCCUUUUGCUCUAGCAGCCAUUUACUCGAGCUCCUCCGGGACUGGCCAAGGAUUAUCGAUGGGAGUUCUAAACCUUGCCAUUGUGAUACCACAGAUGAUUGUAUCAGUGGUAAGUGGACCAUGGGAUGCGUUGUUUGGCGGAGGAAACUUGCCGGCGUUCGUGGUGGGUGCGACGGCCGCUGCGGCUAGCGGUAUUUUAUCAAUUGUUUUGUUGCCGUAUCCUCCGUUGAAGUUGCCAAAGCGGACACCCACAACCACAGCUGAUGACGCAGAGAUUGUCACCAGUAAAAAUAAUUAAUUAUUAUUUAUUUUCCUCUUUUCUUUUCAAACCAUAUUACUUUUAACUUCUGGAAUUUCGAAACUAUCUUACUUAUCUACGGUCAAUUAUUGUCAGACAACAUUAUCAUUAACAACUUACUAAUAGAUAUUAAGUUUGGUGAAA